UAAGAAAGGAGAUUCCCACUAAUAAAUUCACUCACUCUCUUUAGCAAAGAAGACAGAGUAUGAAAAUGGGGCCGCUUCAUCCCAAGACAUCAACUUUAUUUCUACUUUGUUUUCUUUGUUUCUGGAUUUUAACAUGCACAGAAGCUUCAUCAUCUCAAAGAUCAGCACAGAAUUUGGAUAAGAUAGAAUCUUUGCCUGGCCAGCCAAACAGUCCUUUGAUCACCCAAUACUCUGGCUACAUCACAGUUGAUGAGUCUCAUGGAAGGGCUCUCUUCUACUGGUUCUUUGAGGCUCAAUCUCAACCGUCCAUCAAACCUCUUGUCCUCUGGCUUAAUGGAGGUCCUGGUUGCUCUUCAAUUGGAUAUGGAGCGGCUUCAGAGUUGGGUCCUCUUAGAGUUAAGGAAAAUGGGACUGGUCUUGACUUCAACAAUUAUUCUUGGAAUAAAGAAGCCAAUUUGUUGUUUGUGGAGUCUCCGGUUGGGGUUGGAUUCUCAUACACAUCCUCUAAUUUGAUGAUACUCGAUGACAAAUCUGUUGCUGAGGAUUCCUACACCUUCCUGGUUAAUUGGCUAAAUAGAUUCCCACAGUUCAAGAAGAAUGACUUCUUCAUAGCAGGAGAGAGCUAUGCAGGACACUACGUCCCCCAACUUGCCGAUCUUGUUUUGGAGCGAAACAUGCAGUAUGAUGGAGCGCACGGGCGGGUCAUAAAUCUCAAGGGUUUCAUAGUGGGGAACCCAUCAACAGAUAACUAUUAUGAUCAAAGAGGCUAUUUAGAAUAUGCAUGGAGUCAUGCAAUAAUAUCAAAUGAGGAGUAUGAGCUGGCCAAAAGAGAGUGUGAUUUUUGGAGCUCUAACUUAUCUGAUAAAUGCAAUGAUGCGAUGUACACUUUAUGGGCUAAUUAUCAGGAAAUUGAUUUAAAUAACAUUUUUGGUCCUAAAUGUCUUCCCAUAAAAUCUUCAUCGGCUGCCCUUAUCAACAUCUUGGAUAAGGAAAGAAUAUAUAAAAGGGGGAGGAUGAAGCGAAUGGUCCACGAGGCUUAUGGUGCCUGCUAUGCCUCGGAUGCAGAGGAUUACUUCAACAGGAUUGACGUUCAAAAGGCUUUACAUGUGAAUAUCACCCAACAAAACUUUACAUGGAAGGGGUGCAGCCGGUCAAUACUUGACUCAUACAAUUACUCAGUCUCCUCUGUACUGCCAAUUUACCGAAAGCUAAUAGGAGGUGGAUCACUCAAAAUUUGGAUUUACAGUGGGGAUGCGGAUGGAAAUGUAGCCGUUCUUGGGACAAGACAUUGGAUAGAAGCUCUUAAGUUGUCUCUCAAAUCCAUAUGGCGCCCUUGGUUCCACAAGAAACAAGUAGGAGGAUGGAUAGUUGAAUACACAGGGUUGACCUUUAUGACUGUGAGAGGGGCGGGUCAUCUUGUACCUCUCUAUAAACCGAGCGAAGCUUUGGCGCUCAUACAUUCGUUCUUGACUGGUGAAAAACUCCCUAUAAAGAGAUGAUGAUGAUGAUGAUGAUGAUGUUGAUGAGACUCAUGCAUGUGAUACACGUUAUGACAAACUAACUAGCUAUUACAUGUACUUGUAGUGCUUAUUGAUCAAUUUAAUACCUAUACUUCAAUAUUAAAAUAUAUAUAUCUAAAAUACUAUCUAGAGCAACAAACUAGCUAGCUAUUUCAAUGCUCAUUUCGUCCACAUUGAGGCUCCAGUUUCAACAUUUCUAAGUUGCUUUUUUAGUGGAUCUCACCAACUGGCCAUUUUUUUAUCAAUUCACAUUAAAAAUAAGUGGGAA
This is a messenger RNA of Cuscuta epithymum, 1788 nucleotides long. The record is from the annotation of a GenBank genome assembly. NCBI's taxonomy places the organism in Eukaryota, Viridiplantae, Streptophyta, Magnoliopsida, Solanales, Convolvulaceae.